GAUCAGGUUCAAUUUAAACAAUAUCUGUUUGCCAAAUACUCAUUACAUGAAUUUCCUCCAAGGGUUUUUUUUAUUAAAAAUCAUUAAAACAUGUAUACAUGAAUGUGAUUGAAAUAUUUUUAUGCUAUAGAUCUAUAUACAUUUUAUUUCUGCUGCCUUCACUGUGACUUGCUUAACCUUUGAUGCACGACUUGUUCUGAACUGUAUGUUCUCAGCCUCUACUUUCCUUUUUUUCUACUCUCAAUCUUUUCAAGAUAAUAAUUGUAUGAUAAAAAUGCCCAAACUUUUCAAGUUUGUAAAACUAUGUUUAAACAGCACUGCCUUUGAACACAAAACUCAUUUCAAUAUAAUAUGUUUUACGGCGUGACCGUGUUUGAGGGCAAAGCAAAAAAGUUUUGGCAUUAGUAUCUAUAUCCAAAACAGGACAAAAACAACUCGAAGUUAGCACGCGGACGGAGCUGUAUCAAAGCAUCCUGGACAUUUGAUCCGCCCAUAUAUUGAACGCGGGAAAUAUAACGCAAUUGAUGUCAACAGUACAUUGUGACGUCAUAUUCAGCGUUGUUAUUAAGCAAAUUUACAAACAUAGCGUUUGAACCACAACAACAAACAUGGCGUUAAUGGUGGAGUGAUUAUAUAUGAUUACGAAAAUAAGAUUUACAUGCUUUUACGGAUUUUAUGUAACAUCUCAGAAUGACGUGAACUAGGGUAGACGAGAUUCAAAAUGGAGGAAUACAUGUCCUCGCGCUAAUAUUCGAAUCGACGCCAUUGGUACCAAACUUUUCAAGUUCCAUAGAGGUACAUCAGACACACAGAUCUAAUGAAGCUCGAUAAAGAUCAGCUGGUGGAUUUAUACUAUACAUACAUCAUCCCUCUACCCCAGAGGACUUAUCGGAACAACCGGCGGGGCCGGGAGAUGACAAGAAGACAGAUAGCCCAGGCCAAAAAAAGAAAGAGCAGCUCAGUGGAGACAGGAAGCUCUGAUAAAAAGAAAAUGAAAAGUGCUGACAGUGAGUCCCGUUUUUUGACCCCUUACAACCUGCCAUUAUCUGGAGAGCGGAUCAAGCCACCCCCCUCUUGCAUUGACUUUGGAAAGAAAAAGAUCAAACUUGGAUCUGGCAGCAGUUCUACCAAAGAAAGAAUUUUGCCUGUUUCAUCAGAUGAAAAGACUACAUCACCUAUCAGAUUAAAAGAAAUUGCAGCAAGUUUGGAUGAAGUUCAUUCAGAAUUAUCUAAAGUAACAGAGCAAACAAAAUCUGCCAUCUUUCCAGAGAAGAAAAUUAUUAAGCUUAACAAUAAACGACCACAAACAGGCUGCAAAAUAAGUCAAACAACAAGUGAUGGUGUGCCAGAGAAAAAAAAUGACCAAGUGGAACCGGAGUGCAUGGAUACUUCAACAAAAAUCUCCACUAAAAAGACAUUUAAAGCAGCCAAGAUAUCAUGGCCAUAAGAUGGACAUUAAAGUAUUCAGUUGUUUUAAGCUAAAAUAUUGAAUGCAUUGGGGAAAUGGUGCACGUGUAUUUUAAAUUUGUAGGUGAUAAAGUAUGAUUAGUCAUGAUGGAUUGCAAUGUUUUUCAUAUAAGGAGGACAUAUUUGUAAAAACGGUAUGCAUAUGUAUGAAAUGUAACAUUCUGUGAAUGAAAUUUGAUCGCAUACAUCAACUUAUGAUGGAAAGUGCUUGCAAGACCC
Molecule: messenger RNA, 1686 nt
Organism: Ostrea edulis (European flat oyster)
Lineage: Eukaryota; Metazoa; Mollusca; Bivalvia; Ostreida; Ostreidae
Product: ashwin-like
Exons: 4
Coding region: 818-1447 (209 amino acids)
Biological process (GO): embryonic morphogenesis
Cellular component (GO): tRNA-splicing ligase complex
Source: RefSeq, a predicted model, not a curated record